Messenger RNA from Aulographum hederae CBS 113979, 904 nucleotides. The record is from the annotation of a GenBank genome assembly. NCBI's taxonomy places the organism in Eukaryota, Fungi, Ascomycota, Dothideomycetes, Aulographales, Aulographaceae.
GCCUCUUCCCUUCCGUCACGUCUUUUGCCCCGCUUCCCGUCAACAGAACUGCUAUUCCUCACCGCUGCUCAUCUUCCCUCCAGCGCCAGCACCCUCGCACAUUUCUUCUGGGGCCUUCAAGUCCUCAUCUCCGGUUUCCGUGCGCUCCUCGCCAUCGACUUCAGCCUCAGAUCCAGGCGUGACGACCCGAGUCUGCUCUUCGCGACCAUCUGUACCUCGGUCCGUACCCGCGGCGUUCGAACAAGCGGCAUCUCUACGAUGCAUGCUUGCGAUGCGCGACUCCCUAAUCGACGUCAUCUCGGAGAGAAUCAACAUCAUAUUUGAAAUGCUCGAAUCUACGCUCGAGGAGGUCGAAUCCAUAUUCGAGAGGCUCGAUUUGGUGCUUGAGAGGCUUGGUCCCAUACUCGAAAUACUCGUUUCCAGACGCGAGAUACUCGAUUGUAAGCCUGAGACGCUCGUUUCCACGCUUGAGAUGCCGGAGUUUAAAUUGGAAAAUCCCAAUUCUAUUUUGUCCAAUUUUGCGUUGAUGGAUGCGUAUCGCUCGCGGUGUCUGGCGAGAAGUUCCUUUGGGUCGUUCAUUGUGGUGGGGUUCGAGGUCUUCUGGAUCUACCUUCCUUUUUGCAGGGCUAAGAAGAUGUGAAAGGUACCUGGCGGUUUGUCGAGGGUCCGGUAUUUCGAGGCCUCAGCGGUAGAGCAAUGGGUCGUUUAUUACUUGCUGUAUCAGUGUAAAGGUUGGCCUGGCCUGGAAUCAUUAUCAAUGUACGAUUAUGUUGACUGCAAUGUAGAAGGGAAAAGAAAAGAUGUGGGAGAUGGACAGGUUACUUAUAAGAAGUAGGUGGCUAGGUAGAGGCCUAGUUUAGGUAGACUGUUGAGAAAACGUUUCAACCCUAACAUCAGAGCGACG